Sebastes umbrosus (honeycomb rockfish) is the source of this 2033-nucleotide messenger RNA. RefSeq names its product leptin-like. The record is from RefSeq and is a predicted model, not a curated record. Lineage: Eukaryota; Metazoa; Chordata; Actinopteri; Perciformes; Sebastidae. Bases 29 to 604 code for a protein of 191 amino acids. The transcript is spliced from 3 exons.
CAACAGCCCUCCACUAUAAGAUGUCCUGAUGGAGCCAAACAGUGGCAUACGCUCAGACAUCCAACCAAGGAAUACCGGUGCAGUUCUGAAUUUUGGUACAACUAUGGACUACACUUUGGCCCUGCUGUUUUCUCUGCUGCACCUUUUAAGUGUGGCCACAGCCGCUCCUCUGCCGGUGGAGGUGGUGACGAUGAAAUCAAAAGUGAAAUGGAGGGCCGAGCAGCUGCUGGUCAGGCUGAACAGUCUUCAUCAACAAGACUUCCAGGUCCCUGCUGAUCUGACACUCAGUCCAACUGCUGACAGUCUGGAUGGACCCUCCUCCAUAGUGACGGUCUUGGAGGGUUACAACAACCUGAUCUCUGACACCUUCAACGGGGUCUCCCAGAUCAAGCUUGACAUCACUUCGCUGACAGGUUACAUCUAUCAGUGGGGGCAGGAUCACUGCAGCCAGCCGUGGCCGAAGCCGGUGGCGAUGCCGGUGCCGCUGCAGGAGCUGCGGAGCCGAAAGAAGUUCAUUCACACCGUGAGCUUCGAGGCUCUCUUGAGAGUGAAGGAGUUCCUCAAUCUGCUGCUGAAAAAUCUGGAUCAGCUCGAGACUUGCUGAGAGAACGGACCAAUAUUUGUGAGUCGCUGGCCUCAUUUUUUGAACACAAGUCUGCAUCAGUGAUGUCUGACCUCUUGCCUGGCCAUGUUGAACUUUGCUAAUGUAUUUUGAAGGGAAUUUAUUCUUGAACAUGCACUUAUUUAUAUACAUAUGUAUUUAUUUUUAUACUUUAUUUAGAAAAAAUAUGAAUUUUGUAACAAUGGGCCUCAUGCAGGAAGCAAUCAUUUUCUCUUGUUUUUGUUUUCGUAUCCACAAUUUGUUCUUAUUUUGAUAGUACCCAUUGAUUUCUGGGAUUCUUAUUUUUGCUCUUCUCUUAGGUAAGAGAAAAAGUUUUACGAUUGGUCAAUAGCACUCUUUUUUCAAGAUAAGAAAAAAACGUCUUGUUUUCACAGUCCACAAAUAGUUUGUCCAACGCAAGGAUACGUUUUAGAGUAAUUAUAAUGAUUGAAUUAUUAAAUAUGUGGGCUAAAGAAAUACUAUUAGUCCAUUGAUCCAAAUUAAGACCAUAAAAAACCCUUGGAUGAUAUUGCUUGGCAUGCAAACUGCACUUCGGUGCUUUUCAAAUUUCCUGUAAACACCAGCACUGAAGCUCUGGAAAAACAUUCGGUCUUCUUUCCAUGUGCCUUGAAAUGAUGCUGUCUAUCUGUCUAUCUGUCUGUCUAUCUAUCUUCUUAGACCAUCUUUUAGUGGCAUCUCUCCAAUUCUUGAGCAUGUGCCAGAGUAUUUGCACACAGCUCAACACCUGCCUCCAUAUAGUGUUUAUCUGUGCUAAUAAUAAUAAAUCGGCCACACGCCUUUAAUUUACAAUCAAACGUGAUCCAUUCAGCACACCUGGUAAGAGCAGAGCUGGAUGGUUAAGAACGUUUCGUGCGUCUGGAGUUGACUUCUCUUAUAAUUUCUCUAACAGAAAAUUAAGAGAAGAUUUAAGAGAAAUUUAAGUGAAUGUUGCUGCAUGAGGCCCGUUGUCUUCUCAUCAGGGUGUUUGCAGCAGAAGUGUAGUUUCCACAGGAUUGUUUCUAUGCAAACUGAUCCAUGCUUUGCACACAAAGAUAAAUCAUACAUUUGUAUUAUGGCAAUCACUAUUUUUUAACAAUAAAGAGAUCUCAGUGGAAAAAUAUGGAUCUAUAUUUGAAUUCAGUCAUGAAGCUGAAUCAGCUGGUCUGCAGCCAGAGGAAACUUCACAAUGAGCCGUGAUGUCAUCCCUGGAAAUUCCUGAAAACCAGGUUCAAACCUGGCAAUAAUAGCAGAUGUGUUUGUUUUGAGGACUACGAGGACAGGAAGGGCAAAGGGCAACUUCCAUUUCAGUGCACUAUCAUUCGCUCUGCCAAAACGGUGAUUUAUAUCUGGAGAUGAUAUUUUGUAUAUUUUUGUACAGUAUUUUGUUUUUUUUACUAUUGGAUUAAAACUGAAUAAAUAUUUACCAAAAAUA